GUUCGUCGUAGAUCGGGUGUAGCGUUAAAAUGUAAUGAGAAUAUUAUUCGUUCUUUGUUUUGAAAACGUGAAAAACGCGACCGUGGUAUAAUGUAGCAACAAGUGUUCGAAUUUCCGCGAACGUUCGAAACUUCAAUUGGCGGCCAUGACCGACAAUCCGCUUGCGAUCAACGGAGAGGUUAAGAACCUGUUUCCUUUCAGCUUCGCCGAAAAAGUGCACCGCGAUUGGAUCAAGUCAGAAAAUCCUGACAAGAUUGUCACUUGCAAACAGACAGAGGACGUACAAUUUUUCCACGGUACGAAUCUUUGCUGUCGGUCGAAGAACAGUGAUACUGUUUUCGAUUGGAAUUUCCGGAUUUUGGCGCGCGGUAAAACUUUACAAAGGGUAGCAUUAACUUUAAAUCAAAAUCUCAGAAAUUUUGUUUUGAGAUCUGUGCGCGACAGCACCAAUGAGAUUGGGAUUACAAAUGGUCAGGAAUGGUGUAACGUAGAAUUUAAUGCAGCGAGCGAAAAUGAAAGUAACAAAGUAUAUUUUGUGAAAAUAUGGUUCGCUGCCAAUCAAUACGGCACUUACCGGCAGAAUAUUAUAUUUUACUUUGGGGAGUAUCCUGUGAUACUACAAAGAAUUUGUAUGGAUUGUUUACCCACCGAAGACUUCUUAAGAAUUUACGCAGCUACGGAUUAUCAAUUUUCUCAAAACCCAAAGACAUGGGUGAACGAAUCGCACAUACAUAGAUUCGAAUCGCCGUUUGUACCGCCAAAAGACCCGAAGGAGGAUAAAUUAUCUGCGAUAUAUCCAUAUCCUGACAGAACAAACUUUUUCUUGACUCAAGAAACACUUACCGAUCCCCAUUUAAUGCCAGAAAAUUACAGAGGUCGUCUCCACGAAUUGAUUACCGUGGAGGAGCUAGCUAGACACGAACAAAUCGCCAGAUACAAUGUACUUACUUGCGUGCGUCUUGUUUCUCAUUAUAUUUUGGCUUUGUCUGGCGAUGGGUCUACCAUUGCUAAGUAUGCACCGACCGGUGAGCUCUUUGCCCAGAUGCCACUAAGUCGAGGUGUCUCGGAAGAUACAAAAAGUGGUAGAUUAUUCUUGAGAGGUUGCACUAGCGUGCUUCUCAAGAGUAUAGAGAACAAAUCGAACUUACAUGCGAUAUUCGAGGGCCACAUAGAGGACAAAUGUACUCAAACCGUGUAUAUUAGAUUGUCGAAAAAUUGCGUGGAUGCUUUAAAUUUGGUAGCUAAUACAAAUCUGAGAGUGCAGGUACAAUUUGUGUUAAAUCGUUUGCCAUUUUGCGAAUGGCACAGAGCCGUAGAUAGCCUUCCAGACAUAGGACUAGUAUUUUUAAACAAGGCUCACAUGGAAAUAAAAGAUGCAGAAAUUUUAGAUCUACUGAACAGGGAUACGUAUACCGCUAGACAAAAUUUGGAUUGGCUAUUACUGAAUUCUCUAUUGAACAUAGAACAGAAAAGAGCUCUGGCUAUUAUGACAGCUUCCAUAGAGGUUCCUUUACCACCUAUUUUGCUACUUGGACCAUUUGGAACUGGGAAAACGUUCACCAUUGCCCAGGCUCUUCGUAUAUUGCUCACGAAAAACAGCGAGCAUAAGAUUCUGCUUUGUACGCACAGUAACAGUGCGGCGGAUCUAUACAUUAAAGAGUUCUUUGACGUUUGGUACAGAACAGAGAAGUAUCCACGAUUGAAGCCUGUUAGAAUCUUUUACAAGGAUCGGGCUAAGAAUACGGUACAUCCGAUAGUCCAAGGGUAUAGUCUGAUGAAGGAUAACGGUACUUUCCGUGAUCCAACCGAGGAGGAUCUCCAAGAUUGCGGUAUAAUCGUGACGACUUUAGCGGCGUCUAGCUCUCUAACGUGCUUGAACUUAUCGUUCACACACAUAGUAAUCGACGAAGCCGCUCAGGCGUUAGAAUGUGAAGUCCUGAUACCGCUGGCGUUAGCCACUAGACAGACACGUUUGAUUCUAGCGGGUGAUCAAAUGCAACUCGCUCCAGAAAUUUAUAGCGACCUAGCCAGUGAGCGUGGCCUGAGCGUGAGUUUUCUCGAGAGGAUCUAUGGAAUGUACCCGCACACCCAUCCUUGUAGAAUACAUCUUUGUCAGAAUUACCGUUCUCACGAGGACAUCGUUAAAUUUACGUCCGAAAUGUUUUACGAUGGGGUCGUAAAGCCUGCUAAUAAUUUAUUAUUAAAGCAUCCUGUAUUAAAACCAUUGACCUUCUAUGCUGUUCAGAGCGAAGAAGUGCAGGAUAUACAUUCAACGGGUUAUGUCCACGAGACGGAGGCAUACGAGGUAGUUACUCGUGUGCUAGAGUUGAAAAACAACUGGCCGGUAGAUCGUUGGGGACCAUACGGCGAGGAAUCGAUAGGAGUGUUGGCUUAUUACGCGGAACAGGUGCGGAGGAUACGCACGGAACUGCGGAAACGCAAACUGUCCGACGUGUCCGUCGAAAGGGUGCUGAAUGUCCAGGGGAAGCAAUUCACCGCAGUCUUUAUCAGUACCGUUCGAACCAGAAACUGCUGCAGAUAUUCCGCGGAGAGGAACGUGAAAGAUUACGGGUUCCUAACGAAUCCGAGGCUCUUGAACACGGCCAUCACGCGGGCGAAAUGUUUCGUGGCCGUGGUCGGCGACCCGGUUGCGCUUUUAACGAUAGGCUCUUGUCGAAAGCUCUGGCAAAGGUAUCUGGAGAUCGCUGAUCUUCACGGCACCGACCGGGAAACCGUCAAGUAUCAUCUCGAUCUUGUCCGCGAACUUCCGUUCACCACGCCGUUGAACCCACUGGCGGAGGAGUUCGUGCCCAGGAAUCGACAACGACCUUACUUCGUCGAGUACGUGCCAGUAUCGAUUAUGUAUCCGGUGAUUAAUUACACGAAUUACUGAAAGUAGUUAUCGUCCGUCGCAAACGCUACCUUAAUCUCGACUUUCAGUAUUUGGUUUUGAUUUCCAUUUCAUUUCUCUUUCUCAUCAAUUCUGUACAUACGUAUCAACCUUUUUUUUAGACCAGCCGUUUUUCUAGCUCCGUAUUAUCCUCUCCGAUGAAUUUUGUUGCUACGAUCGGUGGAAACGAUACAGUGAAUUUACCCAAGGUGCGCUAGUGUGACGAAACCUUUCUUUUGGUCAUUGUUAUGCGAUACGAUGCGGUGUGUAUUAUAAGAAUGUGAUAUACGCGAGUUGUAACAGAACUGAAUAUAUCGAUGCAAUAAAAAAAAAGAAGAAAAAAAAAUAAAACAAAAUA
This is a messenger RNA of Colletes gigas, 3248 nucleotides long. RefSeq names its product probable helicase with zinc finger domain (gene Helz). Gene Ontology annotation, biological process: regulatory ncRNA-mediated post-transcriptional gene silencing. The record is from RefSeq and is a predicted model, not a curated record. The coding region runs from base 146 to 2893 and encodes 915 amino acids. Gene Ontology annotation, molecular function: helicase activity. The transcript is spliced from 5 exons. NCBI's taxonomy places the organism in Eukaryota, Metazoa, Arthropoda, Insecta, Hymenoptera, Colletidae. Gene Ontology annotation, cellular component: cytosol; P granule.